This is a messenger RNA of Diabrotica virgifera virgifera (western corn rootworm), 1092 nucleotides long. RefSeq lists its product as uncharacterized. The transcript has 4 exons. NCBI's taxonomy places the organism in Eukaryota, Metazoa, Arthropoda, Insecta, Coleoptera, Chrysomelidae. The coding region runs from base 294 to 656 and encodes 120 amino acids. The record is from RefSeq and is a predicted model, not a curated record.
CUCCAAAUCCAAACUUAACUUAUUCAUUCAGUCCAGUCGAUACAAGCAAGCAAGAUGAAAAAGUAAAAGUAAAAAGUUAAGAUGUGUUUCACGCCAAAUAUGGUUUUUUUGUACUUUUUCAAGUGGCCUGAUAAAUAAUUAUUGUUCCAUAUAUAUAUGCCAGUAUAAGGAUAUAAUCGAAUAUAAAUAUUAAUUUCUUCAAUCGGACGUAAAUACCUACCCGUAUUGGAAUUCAAGUUUUAAAUUGUAAUUAUAAAACUUCAAACACAACUGGUGCUGCAAAUUACUUCAAAAUGAGUGAAAUUACACUAUAUCUUUGGAAACCGAAGCUGCCAUGUUCCGUUGGCCAUAUUGCAAUGCAGUUUCCAGAUGGCGAAUACAUUAGCUUUUGGCCAAGCACUUGUAAAUCAAUUACAGCUAAAGGCAGAGGCUGUUCUAUGUCAUACAAAGAGGACAUAGGCAUAAACAAGGAGAAACGGGAAGCUGAUAAAAUAUUGAAGCUUCCCAGCAGCAUAAUUAAUCAAGAAGAUGCAAUCAAUUGGUGGAACGAUUAUUUGUGCUCUUCUUCUACUAAUUACAACCUGGUCGCAGUCAACUGCGCUACCUCUGUGUUCAAUUGCCUCGUUCAGGGUGGUAUUUUAUCGAACUGUGCCUAAUCUUUAUCGUCCGAAUUACUUCCAGAAGAUAACACCUAAUGGGGUAUUUCGCUUGGCUUGUAAAGCUGAACAUUUGAUGAAUGAAGCUUAAAAAUUAAUUUUAUAUUUUGAAAAAUAUUCAAUACCUGUAUUCUUACUUUAUAUAUGCAUAUAAUAUGUAAUUCAAGUUAUGUCCCAUAAAAAAGCAAAAAAAAUUAUUAAAAAUUAUAUGUAGUUAUUUAGGAUAAAAAAAAUGUUUUCAACUGAUUUUUCAGUUGAUUUAUAACGAAAUCUUUACUAUUUCCGUACUAUUGUAUUUUUGGCAUAUUAUAAUUAGUUAUAUUAACGUAUUUAAGGUUUUAUAUUUCUCAUAUAACGCAGUAGGAGACAAUGUUAUAAAUAAACAUCUUGAAAUUACAAAUUAUAAUACAUAAUAAAUAAAUCAGGUCAAUCAAUA